AUGAUUGUUGCAACACAAAUGUUUAGUACAAUGACAGAAUUGGAAACAUUAAUUAAAGAACGUGCCUUAUUUGUACAUGAACACAGCAGUGGCUACUAUCGAACAUCAACAUUCUUCUUAACUAAAGUCUUAUGGGAUAUAUUACUAGUGAGAAGUUUGGUCUCAAUUAUAUUUUCAAUGAUUGUUUACUUUAUGACGGGUUUAGACCGAAAUGUUAAUAAAUUCUUUAUUUUUCUUCUUACAGUUUUUUUCUCAAGUCUUUUUGGAUCAACAGUAUGUCUUUUUGUAGCUGCUACAGCAAGUCAUUAUGGUGUUGCCUUGAUUCUUGUUAUACUUAUCUAUUUGGUAAUGAUGGUCUUUAGCGGGUUUAUAAUUGCAUUGAAAAGUAUGUUCGAUUGGUUGUCAUGGAUUCAUUGGCUCAGUGCUUUUCGAUAUGCAUCCAAUAUGCUAGCAAUGAGUGAAUUUCGAAAUCUUACAUUUUGUUUGGCCAAUGAUACACAUAUUUGUCCAUUGACAGGAUUAGAAGUUUUGCAUGAAAAAGAUAUGAAUUUUACGACCAAAUGGGAUUUAUGGAAAAACUAUGUGGUUUUGUUAAUUAUGACUGUUGUAUUUCUGAUUUUAACUCAUGCUCAACUUCUAAGAAUUAAAAAGACCAAUUAA
Rotaria sordida is the source of this 660-nucleotide messenger RNA. The record is from the annotation of a GenBank genome assembly. Lineage: Eukaryota; Metazoa; Rotifera; Eurotatoria; Philodinida; Philodinidae.